This is a messenger RNA of Mya arenaria, 4213 nucleotides long. Its product is annotated as angiotensin-converting enzyme-like. The record is from RefSeq and is a predicted model, not a curated record. NCBI's taxonomy places the organism in Eukaryota, Metazoa, Mollusca, Bivalvia, Myida, Myidae. Gene Ontology annotation, molecular function: metallopeptidase activity; peptidyl-dipeptidase activity. The coding region runs from base 161 to 4132 and encodes 1323 amino acids. Gene Ontology annotation, biological process: proteolysis. Gene Ontology annotation, cellular component: plasma membrane. The transcript is spliced from 33 exons.
AAAACUCAACCAAUCAGUCGGUGCCUGUCAGUAUCUGAAUACGGUUUAAGCUAAAGACAAGGAUUGGAUGGUAUCCCAGUUGACGCAACUUACUAAAGAUUAAUCAAGAAGCGGGGCGAGUUCGUACCGAGUUGUAGACGGGUGGUUGGACGCUUACAGUAUGAUCCUGACGGGUGCUUUGCGGUUGCUGUCUUUUACAACAGUCGUUGUGGCUGUUUUGUCGCUAACUGUAGAUGAAGAGGUGCGGGCUUUCCUUGAAGACUCUGGUGGCUACAACGAACGGGCCACAACGUUGUCCAACACUUAUUCGGCCGCCUCCUGGGCCUAUUACACCAACAUCACCGACCACAACCAACAGAAAAUGACUGAACUGAGUUUGGUGUGGUCCGAGUUUGCCAAGAAUGAGUCGAUUAAAGCGGCCGAAUUCGAUCUCAAUGCCAUAACUGACGCAUCCUUGAAGCGACAAAUUGAGAAGAUUCUUGAUGUGGGGAUAUCCGGUUACGAGGAUACCAGCGUCUUGAAAAGGAUAGCGGAUCUUGAGGCUGAAAUGACCGGCAUCUACAGUGCUGCAGAGUGGUGCAAAUCCCAAGGCGAAUGCCACAAACUUGAACCAGGUUUGACUGAGAUCAUCACAAACAGCAGGAAUUACGAUGAGCUGGCGGCAGCAUGGAAGGGCUGGAGGGACGUGAGCGGCAAACAGAUGAGGGCGAAGUACCAGGAGUUCGUCGAACUUAUGAAUAAGGCAAUCAAGGCAGGGGGGCGGUACAGUGACAUGGGGGAGUAUUACCGGUCGUGGUAUGAAGAUCCUCAGUUUGAGACUGACGUACGCAAUUUGUUUGACGAAUUAGCUCCCUUGUACGACCAGCUCCACAUUUACGUGCGUAGGAAGUUAAAGGAACACUACGGCGCGAAUAAGUUCCCAACAUCCGGCCAUAUUCCUGCUCAUUUAUUUGGAAAUAUGUGGGCCCAAGACUGGAACAACAUUUAUGACCUUGUGGUACCUUACCCUAACGCCGGCCAGACCAACCUUACCAAGGCUAUGAUCGAAAAGAAAUAUAACGUGACGCACAUGUACGUUGUGGCUGAGGAGUUUUUCGAGUCCGUCGGACUCCAGCCGAUGCCGGACACUUUCUGGACGCACUCUAUGCUGGAGAAGCCACCAGGCCGUGACGUCGUCUGCCAUGCCUCCGCUUGGGACAUGAACAACGGAACUGACUUCCGGAUCAAGCAAUGCACGAUUGUAACAGGGGACCAAUUCAACACCGUUCAUCACGAAAUGGGCCACGUACAAUACUACCUCGAGUACAUCAACCAGACAUACCUUUACAGGAGCGGCGCUAACCCAGGAUUUCACGAGGGGGUAGCAGACAUUGCAAGUUUGUCGUUCCAAACACCAGAACAUUUGAAAGAGAUAGGAUUGAUUCAGGAGCUUCCAAGCGGAAAUGAGGGGGAUAUCAACUUCCUGUUCCAAAUGGCGUUAGACAAGGUUGCGUUUCUUCCUUUCGGCUACCUGAUUGAUCAGUGGCGGUGGAGUGUGUAUAGAGGUCAGACCACGCCCGCCAAUUACAAUACUGAGUGGUGGAAACUCAGAUGCCAGUACCAAGGAAUUUCUCCACCCGUAGAGCGAUCCGAGGAUGACUUUGAUCCCGGAGCAAAAUACCACAUCCCCGGAAAUACCCCCUACAUCAGGUAUUUCGUGAGUUUCGUGCUCCAGUUCCAGUGGCACCAGGCGCUGUGUGAGUUGAUAGGGAAGGCAGAACCAUUACAUCGCUGUGAUAUCUACCGGAACAAAACCGCAGGAAAUAGACUCAAAGAGAUGCUACAGAUGGGCGCCUCCAAGCAGUGGGGCGAGGCACUGUUCACGCUCACCAGUGGAACUUCCGGUGAAACCAGGAAACUGAGCGCCGCCCCGUUACUCAGUUACUUUAAGCCCCUACAGGAAUGGUUGACGAAACAAAACGUUGCAGCAAGUGACACUCAAAUCUGGGACAAGACCACGUGUCCAUCAGGCUCAUUCCGAACUUCCGGCGGAAAUGUCGUCACGGGCGGAAAUCUUCUAAUCGUACUGUUGAUUAAUAUCAUUUUUAUAAUGAAUAAUGUUGACAUUUGGUGCAAUGUACUAAGGAUUAACCAAGACGUUUGGAGAGUUCGCAGAAAGUUGCAGACGGGUGGUUUUGUCGCUAUCAGCAUGACCCUUAAGAAAGCUUUUUGGUUGCUGUCAUUUACAACAGUCGUUGUGACUGUUUUGUCGCUAACUGUAGAUGAACAGGUGCGGGAAUACCUUGAAGGCUCUGGUGGCUACAACGAACGGGCCACAACGCUGUCAAACACUUAUACAGUCGCCUCCUGGGCCUAUAACACCAAUAUUACCACCGACAACCAACAGAAAAUGACUGAACUGAGUUUGGCGUGGUCCGAGUUUGCCAAGAAUGAGUCAGUUAAAGCGGCCGCAUUCGAUCUCAAUGCCAUAACUGACGCGUCAUUGAAGCGACAAAUUGAGAAGAUUCUGGAUGUGGGGAUAUCCGGUUACAAAGACACCACUGUCUUGAAAAAGAUAGCGGAUCUUGAGGCUGAAAUGACCGACAUAUACAGUGCUGCGGAUUGGUGCAAAUCCCAAGGCGAAUGCUACAAACUUGAACCAGGUUUGACUGAGAUCAUCACAAACAGCCGGAACUACGAUGAGCUGUUAGCAGCAUGGAAGGGCUGGAGGGAUGUGAGCGGCAAGAAGAUGAGGUCGAAGUACCAGGAGUUCGUGGAGCUUAUGAAUAUGGCAAUCAAGGCAGGGGGCAGGUACAGUGACAUGGGAGACUAUUACCGGUCGUGGUAUGAAGAUGCUCAGUUUGAGACUGACGUACGCAAUUUGUUUGACGAGUUAGCUCCCUUAUACGACCAGCUUCACAUUUACGUGCGUAGGAAGUUGAAGAAGUACUACGGCGCGGAUAAGUUUCCAACAUCCGGUCAUAUUCCUGCUCACAUAUUUGGAAACAUGUGGGCCCAGGGGUGGAACAACAUUUUCGACCUCUUGGUACCCUACCCUGAGGCCGACCAGACCAACCUUACCAAGGCUAUGUUCGACCAGAACUAUAACGUGACGCACAUGUACGUUGUGGCAGAGGAGUUUUUCACAUCCAUUGGACUCCAGAAGAUGCCGGACACAUUUUGGACGCACUCCAUGCUAAAGAGGCCGCCAGACCGUGACGUCGUGUGUCAUGCCUCCGCCUGGGACAUGAACAACGGAACUGACUUCCGGAUCAAGCAGUGCACGAUUGUAACAGGGGACCAAUUCAACACCGUUCAUCACGAAAUGGGCCACGUACAGUACUAUCUCGAGUACAUCAACCAGCCCUACCUUUACAGGAGCGGCGCUAACCCAGGAUUCCACGAGGGGGUAGCAGACAUUGCAAGUUUGUCGUUCCAAACACCAGAACAUUUACAAGAGAUAGGAUUGAUUCAGGAUCUUCCAAGCGGAAAUGAGGGUGAUAUCAACUUCCUGUUCCAAAUGGCGUUACGCAAGGUGGCGUUUCUUCCAUUCGGCUACCUGAUUGAUCAGUGGCGGUGGAGUGUUUAUAGAGGUCAGACCACGCCCGCCAAUUACAACACUGAGUGGUGGAAACUCAGAUGUCAGUACCAGGGAGUUUCCCCGCCCGUGGAGCGAUCCGAAGAUGACUUUGACCCCGGGGCAAAAUAUCACAUCGCAUCAAAUACCCCCUACAUCAGAUAUUUCGUGAGUUUCGUGCUCCAGUUCCAGUGGCACCAGGCGCUGUGUGAGUUGAUAGGGAAGGCAGAACCACUACAUCGCUGUGAUAUCUACAGGAACAUCACCGCAGGAAAUAGACUCAAAGAGAUGCUACAGAUGGGCGCCUCCAAGCAAUGGGGCGAGGCCCUGUUCACGCUGACCAAGGGGACUUCCGGUGAAACCAGGAAACUUAGCGCCGCUCCGCUACUCAGUUACUUCAAGCCCCUGCAGGAAUGGUUAACGCAACGAAACGCUGAGGCAAGUGACACUCAAAUCUGGGAUAAAACCUCGUGUCCACCUGGCUCACUCCGAACUUCCAGCGGAAAUGUCCUCACCCGCGGAAAUCCUGUUAUCGUGAUGUUUCUUAAUAUCAUUUUUAUAAUCAACAAUGUUUAAUCAUUCUUAACAAGAUCAAAAUAAUAUGAAAUUUGUAUAUGAUUGUCGCUUAUGACUUACGGAAAUAAAUGUUCUAGCAUU